AUGGCAAGAUUUAUUUUAGCUUGUGAAACAUUUGCCAUUGUGCUUCUUACUUCACUACUGACAAAUUGUACUACUGCACGUGGCCAGGAGAAAGUGAGAGGAAAUAAUAAUUACCCACCACUUUGGGAUGAUGUUCCUGAUUCACUGAGUGGUUUUAUUACCACCCAUAACAAAACUGUUAUCAAUCCUUGGAAUUACCUCGAACGAAUGGGAAUGUAUAAAAUACUUCUGAGUGUCACAGCUAAGUACAUGAGUAGUUUUGGACCCAGCAACACAGGAAAUGCGUUAUGGGGGCUGCCUCUGCAACAUGGCUGGCAGUUUAUUACAGGUAGAUUAGCAGACCCAUCCAAUGUAUCAUCCUGUGGCCAAGAGUUUGGUGACCCACUGUGCAUCUCCACAAGAAGUUGGUGGUCUUGCAUGAAUUACUAUCUGGCUACAAUACCCUUUCUGGGAGCGGUUGAAGCAGGCUUCUUUGAGGACUGGCCAUUUGAAAUAAAAAUAUUGCCACCUGAAGAACAUGUGGAUAAUUUUUGCUACACUGCAGCUGACUGUCAUGUACUGAACCCUGAGAUGAUGGCUAAAUGGACAACAUUCUUUCAGUUACUGAAAAAAGCAAAGGAGCUUCGCCAAAUCAAUCUGUUACCCAUCAUGUCAUCAGAAGAGGAUAAUAUCUGGCAACGUCUGUGGAUAGCACAUGUAGCAUCAAUUGAAACUGCACUUCCAAAAUUUUCUGAUAGAUUGGCGUACAUUUCAGCUCCCGAAGCACAGUUUGGUGUCAGCUGGGCCAAUGCAGUAGAAUUUAUUGCUGCUACUCAUUUUCCAACAAAUUUCAAUCAAACCAAUACCUUUCAAGUAUUUCUGCCUCAACGGAUGCUGUUAGCUGGAGAUAAGGCACCAUCUAUUCCUGACCUGAGUAAAGAGCAGAACAGGGCCUUGGUUGCUCUUGACAUUUUACAGAAAGGAAACAAAUUGACAGGUGGCUGGUUAUUGAAAGUGUGGAGGAGGACCAUGUGCUCAGAAAAAGGGAGAGCAGAAGGUCGGAACCUGCUGGAAAAUAUUGUUGCAAAUCCUGACCUCAUUUCAUCCGGGAUACGCAAUCUUCUUUUGGAAUACUUUAAGAAUCAUAACUGUACUACGAUUGAUACAUAA
Messenger RNA from Pristis pectinata (smalltooth sawfish), 1149 nucleotides. RefSeq names its product protein LEG1 homolog. Bases 1 to 1149 code for a protein of 382 amino acids. The record is from RefSeq and is a predicted model, not a curated record. Lineage: Eukaryota; Metazoa; Chordata; Chondrichthyes; Rhinopristiformes; Pristidae. The transcript is spliced from 6 exons.